UUUCCCAAAAGCAUAGCUGCUAACAAUUACUUAGUUGGGACCAAAUGCCUGACGGGGGUUUUAAGGAAAUGCAACCGCGGGCGGCCUUCGAGGAGCGCAUGUGGAGAUCGGUUCCGCGCGACUUUCAGACCGCCACAUGUGGCCCGCAAUGCGCCGGAAGUGUGCACGGAGUAGGACGUUUUCAUAUUCACACGGUCUGACCUUUUUAAAAAAGCAUUAGGUAAACUGGCAUGGAAGCAAAAAUCUGAGAAUUUUUAGAAACUUAAUUUGAUCAGGAGUUGAGUAUCCCAGUGUCCGAAGGGGGGCGCUGUUCUUGUAAUUAUUCUCCGUGCAGAUCCGUUCCUUCGCCGACUUUCUGUGUGAAUGCGGGUAAGGGGAGGGCCAGCUCAACUCGGCUCGGCUUUCCGUCGGGUAUAUAAACGAGGACAUCCCACUCUGGGCGAAACAGUUGCGUUGUGAGGGGCAGGUGGACGCUGCUGCUGUCUUGGGGAAAGAUCGGACUGCCUUUGUGUGCGUGAACCUCUGCGCUUCACAGGACUACUUGAAAGCAAUAAAAACACAUCAAUGAAGGAAAGAAGACAGAGCCAGAAGCUGCCGCUUAAAUCCGGAAUGGAUCCCAACCAGAGUGUGAAAUGCAAGAUAGUGGUAGUGGGGGACAGCCAGUGCGGCAAGACGGCGCUGCUGCACGUCUUCGCGAAGGACUGCUUCCCGGAGAACUACGUUCCCACUGUGUUUGAAAAUUACACGGCCAGCUUUGAGAUCGAUACGCAAAGGAUUGAACUCAGUCUGUGGGACACCUCAGGGUCUCCGUACUACGACAACGUGCGGCCACUGUCGUACCCGGACUCCGAUGCCGUGCUCAUCUGCUUCGACAUCAGCCGACCGGAGACGCUGGACAGCGUGCUGAAGAAGUGGAAGGGCGAGAUACAGGAGUUCUGUCCCAACACCAAGAUGCUGCUGGUGGGCUGCAAGUCUGACUUGCGCACGGACCUGACCACGCUGGUGGAGCUGUCCAAUCACAGGCAGACGCCAGUGUCAUAUGAUCAGGGUUCCAACAUGGCCAAGCAGCUGUCGGCCCCCUACAUCGAGUGCUCAGCACUGCAGUCGGAGAACAGCGUGCGGGACAUCUUCCACGUGGCCACCCUGGCGUGCGUCAACAAGAGCGGCAAGCACGCCAAGCGCAGCAAGACACCGCGCGCCUCCAAGCGUAUUUCCCACAUGGCGGGCCGGCCGGAGCUCUCCACAGUCACGUCCGACCUGCGCCAGGACAAGGCAAAGAGCUGUGCGGUCAUGUGACUGUCUGGCCUCCACCCCCUAUUGUGGUUUUGUGAGCACCGGGUGCGGGCGAUGAAGAUGGAUCGAGGUGCAGGGCGUCCUGCCCGCUGAUCCCCUGGAUGUGGGGGAGUGAGAGACGAGCCUUGGGCUCCUGCACUUCAAAGCCCAGGCUGGGAUUGAUGUGCCCCUCCCCCCCCCCAAACCCCACCCCACACGAGCCCCUCAGGGGGACACAGACCAGAGGCGGCUGGCCCCGGCACCUUCCUGCACAAGUUCCGAUGGCCUCUAGUUUCUGAAUAACAUAUUUUGAGAACCCCAAAGGGACGACCGCUCGGCCCAUCCUGCUUGCCUCACUUUAUCCAGCCUGGAAGUGAUGUCACUUCCUGAGGAAGUGGUGAGGGUUUGGUGGAGCCUCUGCGGGAAAUGAGGAAGCUAUCCAAUCGUGGCCCGUUCUCCUUGCACAGGGUGCUAAGCUUUGCUUCUGGGAAAGGACAGGUUUCUCCUAAAAUGAAGAACAGCCAAUCACUGUGGACCCAAAUAAAUGCCCCCUCCCCUCCCUAUGCCGUGGGUCUGAAAGGUGAAAACAGGAACUCCUUUGUUUUGCAGAUCUGUCGUAACAAAGAUCAGCUGUCAUGCUAGUUUUUCAUAUUGUCUUGUAAAAACCUCACACCCUGUUUUCCAGCCAAAGAGUAAAAUCUGUGGCAGCGGUGACACUGCAAGUUGAUCCUAACUGGACCUUCAAAAUGCAUGUGGUGGGGCGGGCAAGAGCGUGGCCGCCCUGCGGGUCCUCACAGGCUGACACCCUAAUCGGGGCGCCUGUGGUCUGACUGCUGUCUUUGCUCUGAAGUGCCCAACUAUGCAAAGCUCACUUUGAUCCUGGGGGGGCACCCAAAUAGGAAAGAAACCAAUGAACUGUUUUUGUAUGUUUUUCCCCUAUAAUUGUUUUUCUACACAAUAUUUGAGUUUUUUGUGUUUUGGUCAAACUUAAGUUCUGGGUACUGAACAGUUCGGACUGGAAAUUCAACCCAUUGUGGUGUGGUUUUGUUAGCAUUUGCUAAGAGCUGCAUCAGUGCAACCCCAGCCAUGAGAUGGAUCUGGUGCAGGGUUUAGCACAGUAUUAUUGGUUCAUGUUCUCUCUAUUUAAAUGUAAAAAUAAAUUAAGUUAAAUUGUUCCAUGUAGAGCAACCCAUUUUUUUGGAAUGUUGUCUAUCAUUGUUCAUGCAGUAUUUAUUGAAGUAUAUAUUUUCCUUCCAAAAUAAAUAUUUCAGCGCAAAGUGCCGUUUGUAAAUGA
Molecule: messenger RNA, 2566 nt
Organism: Paramormyrops kingsleyae
Lineage: Eukaryota; Metazoa; Chordata; Actinopteri; Osteoglossiformes; Mormyridae
Product: rho-related GTP-binding protein RhoE
Biological process (GO): small GTPase-mediated signal transduction
Molecular function (GO): GTPase activity; GTP binding
Source: RefSeq, a predicted model, not a curated record